UCGCAUUACAUACAUCAUUUGGCCAACUUUGAAUUCGUUUAAAUAAAUCCCUUCUCCUCCGCCCCUUCCCACCCAAACCAUGUCUGCCCUUGCCGCUGCCCUUGCCACCUUUUCCGUUCCCUCCCCUUCCAACGUCGUCGACAACAUCCCAGACGACCAUCUCAUCACACCCAUGCCUGUCGCUGGCCCGUCUCGCCCUGUUCUUCCAGAGACCCCCAUCGAGAUCCCAACCGUUUCGCCUAAUUUGAGGGCAAACGAGCAUCUCGCCGUAUUACUGCCCAGAUACCUCUGGAAGAAUGACUCGGCGGCUUCAUGCUGUGACAACUUCUUCUGUCGUGUGCGAUUUAGCGUAUUUGAGCGGAGACAUCACUGCCGGAAAUGCGGAGGCGUAUUCUGCAGUCAGUGCACACCGCGCACGACCCCCCUCCUCGAUACCUCCCGCUUACCGUUCCUCCAUCCCCCAAGGAACAUCUACGACGCUCGUGUCUGCGAUGACUGCUUCGACCAGAUCUAUGGAUGUCCUCGGACGCCUGAUCUCGUUCACUCGCCGGCUUUGUCGUGCUCGACGAGCAGUCUCGCAACACCACCGCCAUCCAUCAUCGGCGUUGAGCGCUCUCUGCGCAGCUCGCCUUCGCUCGUCAGUCUAGCUUGUUCGUCGUGUUCCUCAGGAUCACGGCGGCGGCUGAAGGUGUCCCUAGCUGAGGAGCCUUCGUAUGGUGCUCUCGACGCGUACCCCCUCAAGCGUUCGAGUGUGCUAUGCAAGGCUACUGGCGGAGGCAGAUGGGAACCCAAGCAGGAAACACCCCUCGCAGGGGCAAGGUUACCCGGUGGCAAGGCCGGAUAUGAGAUUAGAUUAGAGAAGGAAGCCGAGAAGGAAAAAAGGCGUAGAGAGAAUCCCGUUAUAAAAGACGGUGACUUCCAAUAUCGUUUCCCUCGCGAUCCCGAGCUUGUGGACCUCCAAGUCAGGCAGAUCUGCCUUUCGACGUUCUAGCCUCGACCCGUCGUUCGUUUAUUCUUAUUACUGUAUAUUUUGAGGCCCUAUCCCACUGUACCACUAAUCAAUGCUCGCUGCGCUUUCUUGUUAUACCUAUUCCCUUGCGCUACCAUCCUUAUGCAUAUAUCCUCCUUUCCUGUAUAUAUCCCUCCCACCACCGAACCCUGAGCGCGUUUUGUAUGUGCGUCUAUCUACUGUACUGUACUCUGUUGUACAGCUGCUUUCUUUUCUCUUGGGUUUUACUCUUGCUCUCGUUGGUUAUAUGCUAUUACUCUUGUGUUGUGUACCUACCUCAUGAGCAUGCAUUUGCUUAAUUCAUAGAACAAUUUAUACCUCAUCUCAGAAAAAAAUUCAAGUGUGUCGAUCGCGUCCCGAAAAAGGAAAGAGACGAAAAAA
Messenger RNA from Desarmillaria tabescens, 1390 nucleotides. Its product is annotated as FYVE zinc finger-domain-containing protein. Bases 80 to 991 code for a protein of 303 amino acids. The transcript is spliced from 5 exons. The record is from RefSeq and is a predicted model, not a curated record. NCBI's taxonomy places the organism in Eukaryota, Fungi, Basidiomycota, Agaricomycetes, Agaricales, Physalacriaceae. Gene Ontology annotation, molecular function: metal ion binding.